Messenger RNA from Pangasianodon hypophthalmus (striped catfish), 2837 nucleotides. RefSeq names its product serine/threonine-protein kinase pim-3. The record is from RefSeq and is a predicted model, not a curated record. The transcript has 6 exons. Gene Ontology annotation, molecular function: ATP binding; protein serine/threonine kinase activity. Bases 406 to 1380 code for a protein of 324 amino acids. NCBI's taxonomy places the organism in Eukaryota, Metazoa, Chordata, Actinopteri, Siluriformes, Pangasiidae. Gene Ontology annotation, cellular component: cytoplasm. Gene Ontology annotation, biological process: regulation of mitotic cell cycle; protein autophosphorylation; negative regulation of apoptotic process.
AUUAGUCCGCGCCACGGCUCAGACGCAGCGCAGACCGACUCCUCAGAGCAGGCGCUUCAGCAGAUACGUCCAAAAAUUGAGCGGUAUUCGCGUUAAUGUAACGCCAACUCGUCUCUCCUUGGUGUUCAUCAAGGGGACGAGGGUCACCCAGGAUUUUACCCGGUUGAGGAUUGUAUUUAUUUGAGCCCUGGAUUGACUUUUUUUGUGGCUGCGUUUUCUCGGAGACGCUGCGUCGCAUCGGAUCUAACGGAUCUACCUUCGCCUCAUCUCCGUGUGCCUUCCGUUAGUAGCGCAGCUACUCGUCUUCUGAGAGCCUUUUCUCCGUAAACUGGACUUCUAUUGCGAAAAAAACAAAUACCUUAUAGCAAAGGAUUCCUUUCCAUCUCCACCUCAUGCGCUGAAAAUAUGCUGCUAUCAAAGUUUGGCUCUUUUUCUCACAUCUGCAGCCCGAAUAGUGUGGACCAUUUGCCGGUGAAAAUCCAGCUUCAGCCAGUGAAAGUGGAGCCAGAGCCGUUUGAGAAGGUCUAUCAGGUGGGCUCUGUGUUGGGAAGCGGGGGAUUUGGGACCGUCUACGCUGCCAGUCGGAUUUCUGACGGUUUACCGGUCGCAGUUAAACAUGUUGCAAAGGAGAGAGUCACAGAAUGGGGCUCCAUUAAUGGUGUGAUGGUGCCUCUGGAAAUCGUGCUGCUGAAAAAAGUAGGCUCCAACUUUCGAGGAGUCAUAAAGCUGCUGGACUGGUACGAGAGGCCCGAUGGCUGGCUGAUCGUCAUGGAGAGACCGGAGCUGGUCAAAGACUUGUUUGACUUCAUCACGGAGAAGGGCGCCCUGGACGAGGGCACAGCACAGGGCUUUUUCCGCCAGGUGCUGGAGGCCGUUCGGCACUGCUACAGCUGCGGCGUCGUGCACAGAGACAUCAAAGAUGAAAACCUGCUGGUGGACCUGCGCACCGGAGAACUCAAGCUGAUCGACUUUGGCUCGGGGGCCAUUCUCAAGGACACGGUGUACACCGAUUUUGACGGUACGAGGGUGUACAGUCCGCCGGAGUGGAUACGUUUCCAUAGAUACCAUGGCCGCUCAGCCACCGUCUGGUCACUAGGGGUGCUGCUGUAUGACAUGGUGUGUGGAGACAUUCCCUUUGAGCAGGAUGAGGAGAUCCUCAGAGGACGACUUUAUUUCAGACGGAGAAUCUCAGCAGAGUGCCAGCAGUUGAUUAAGUGGUGUUUGUCCCUGAGGCCAUCAGACCGACCAACUCUGGAGCAGAUAUUUGAGCAUCCAUGGAUGCGUCACGCUGAAGCAUCUAAGACGGAGGAGGGUGACAUCCGGCUAUGUACCAUCAGUACGGACACUUCCAGCAUGAGCUCCAGCAAGGAGAGCCUCUGAAAGAAAUAACAUCUUUCUCUGAAAAAGAGCUGGGACUCAACAGACUCUUAAUCUGCAUCCCUGUCUUGUCAGGCUUGCAGAUACCUUUUCUUUUUUUUUUUUUUUUUUUUUUUUGUAGGGAAUCAUAAUUUAUUACAGUUUGCUCUUCCUUUCUAUCUUUUUAUUUUAUUAUUAUUAUUUUUUUUACAAUUAAUAAAAUUUGUUUCCUGAUGGAAAACAUUUGCUGUUUGGGCGGACUUACCAGCACUAAUUAUUAUUAUUAUUAUUAUUAUUAUUAUUAUUAUUAUUAUUAUUGUUACAAGGCUGGUUUAUGCAUCUGGCAAGCCUCCUACACAGAUGUGGCUGCUCUCAUAGAGCUUGGACAACUUUUUAUUUAAAUGUUUUAAUUUUUGAUUUGGAGUGCCUUUUUGAAAGCUGCUGUUUUGGGGCUUUCAUUGUUGCUUUUGUUGUUUUGUUUGAAAGUUUCCCUUGAGCUGGUUCGGAGGUUACGUUGUGUUUGGUGAUCGACCAUUGCACAUAAACCUCCAUCCAGGUCAGGGGUCUUACAGUGGGGAGGGGUUGAACGAUAGAAAUACUUGAAACGCACACACUCACUGCGUCUCCUUCUAACGCUGCUCAGUCACAUUUUAGCCUAUAUAGGUUGUCUAGAAAAAAAACUGUUCUUUUUUUCUUUCUCUGAAUGUGUAUAGAGAUUUGGUAUAACCGCUGUACCUUCUGAGGGUCUGGAACGCUCCCUCCCCUCAGCUUACUCUUCUGCUCCUCAUCCCACUGCUGAAUCUACAUUAGUCUCUCUCCUGGGUUUUGGGGGACCUGGGUGUGAAAAUGCACAAUCAAUGCAAUAUUCAUGAAUCCCUUUUUUUCCUCUUCUUCUUCUUCCUCUUCUUCUUUUUUUUUUUUUUUUAAAGAUACACUUGUACAGUGUUGUGCUUUUUUUUUUUUUUUUUUUUUUGUACAGUUUUUCUUCUUUGCAUUUAAUUUAUUUGUAACAUGUAGACAUUCCACACUCUGUGGCUAUUUAUUUUUUAUUUAUUGUCAUGCUUAAAUCCCAAAAUUUGCAUAUCUUUAUAUGGCCUUUUGUUUGCAUUCCUGUUGUCUUUUUUUUUUUUUUUUUUUUACAUUUGGACAAGAGAUGGUGGAUGCACUGAAGCUGUUGUCAAUGUAAAAAGGAAUAAAAACAAGGUUUACUUAAAUUGAAAGAGCGAUGAAUGUUAUUUAACUUCUCUUGGGUGAUUGUUGUCAUUUGAAAUCAAAAGUCCAUUAAUGUUGUUUUUUGGGUCUGUGUAAUCUCCCUAUAACAGAUGGAAGUGUUUUGCAGAAUUGCGAUGGGAUGGGAGUAUACUUAUCACUGGCUGCACUGCCAUGUGUUAAAUAUUCUCUCUAUAGUAAAAUGUAUGACACCCAAUGGAAAUCCUAUUUUUAUACAAGAACAUUUCAAUUAAACUUUCAUUUGUACAGAA